UGGGAUGCGGCCCUGAUGAUUACCCAGAAUUCCUGCUACCGCGCUCACUUCCUGGAGACGAGCGUCACCACGCGCCGGUUACUAAGCAUGGCGGCGCUGCUGUGGCUGUUUAUAUUAACGUAUUUUGGAAAUACUAUUUGCGUUAAUAAUGCGAGCUCGAGCCAAGUGAACGUCACGCACAUCGUGUCGAAGGACACGUCUGUCUUUGAUAAAGCUUUUAAUUUGACCGGAAGGCAAGAAAACGCUACUGUGGGGAGCUCAGGAGAGCAAAGCGCCAGCGCCGCAGUGACUGAUGGAGGAGUCCGGCCAGAAACAACCCCCUUUACCACGCCUGAAUUAACAACAACGGAGACAUCCGCUCUCACAUCAACUGAUUUAACAGCGGAAACACCCUUAUUUACAACACAAGGCUCAAAAACAAGCAUAUUAGCUCCAGCAAGCCCUAAUACAGAGGGUGGGGGCAUUUCCUCACUGCCUUUACCCCUCUCAGGGUCACUGCCUCAGCCUGUCACUGAAGUGUCUGCUGUGUGUCCGUGUAACCUACAGAGAGAGCGAUGUGAUAUAAACUGCUGCUGUGAUCCGGACUGCACUCAGGAGUUGGCCCUCUUCACACAGUGCUCAGUGCAGAAAGUUGUCGGGGACGCUAAGCUGUGCAGCCAGGAUGCAGCCCUGUACACACUCACUGUAACUCCAGAAGGUUUGUCCAAAGUGAUGACGUCUGUCCAGAGAGAGAGCAACCCUGACGUCUUCUGCGUACAGUCAGCUAACUAUGAACAGGGCAUGUCCUUCAUCAACCCGACGAUUCCCACCGAGAGCAAUUUCGACAGCCUCUUUGAUCGCUUUGUGGGAUUCUUCUUCAGAGCCUCUAGUGGAGACGGCCGUGCGCUACAGACUGCUGCACAGGGAAACUCUCCAGGAUACGUGUAUGGGGAUCUCAUCCAGACGAUGGAUGAAGCCCAACAGCGAGGUUUCUUCAGGCUUCCAGCAUCUGCUGGUGCAGUGAACUGCUUAGACACGAACCCUGCAGCCUUUCUGAAGGAUCAGACAAGCAGAUGUGUGAGGAGCUUCUCUUUGGCACAAGACUGCACCAUGUUGGAUGCGCUGAACCUUAAAGCGUACAUCAGUUUCCGUGUUUUUUCAGGGAAGGACAGUGGUGCUGAUCUGGUGUCUGUAACAGUGGAGACCAUUACACUGCAGUCUCUAGAGGGUACACACACACUGGUGCAGACGGAUGCUGCUGCUUCUGACUACACACCCGUGUUUCAUGGUCAGAUAUGCAACCAGGUGGUGCUGCAGGUUAAAUACACAGUGAGGUUUGAUGACGCCGGGCAGAUUGCGAGAGUGACGGCAUCUUUCGUUCUGGGUGCUGUUGAUGAAAACACACUGCCGAUCCAGCAGGAGUUUCAGAUAACCUUUGUUCAGGAGACCAGAAGUGAUGCUACGCUUCGCUCCAGUGGAAAUCCUGGUUAUGUGGUUGGGCUGCCCCUUGUGGCCGGAUGGAAAACUGCAGCGGGAGUUAUUCGAAGCUCGGAUCCAGACGGGUCUCUCACUGUCUUAAAGAGUUCUGCAGAGCAGGACUGUCUGUUCGGCCCGACCCGGCGCUCACCCGUACUGUUCGGGACAGAUGUGGUGUCAGGCUGCACCUUUAGGCUUGAGGACAGUGCAAACUGUUCGUUACUCUCUGAAGUCAUUUUGGGGAGACUGAAAGGUCAGACAUUUCCAGAUUACGUGUCAUCUUUUGGAAAUUCUCUUCCUCAAAACCCCAUGGACUGGGUUCCUAUAGAGAAUCAAACCACACCAACGGACACGCAGGGAUGCAGCAUUCCAGUGUCCUAUCAUCUCGAAGUAAGAUGGACCAAGUAUGGUACCUUGGUGAAUCCCCAAGCCCAGAUAGUGAAGGUGAUGGAAACAAUCCAGACCAACACCAGCACCUUGCCAUCUCCCUCGACCGGUGGUGGUGUCGUCUCCGUCAUGAGCUCUGUGAGCUUCAUUGACGUGUCGCUGUCAGCCAGCCCAGGAUUCAGAGCUCCUCCCACGAUCAAUGCCAAACUGCCCUCCGACUUCUUCUUCCCAUUCGUAUGAGCAGGGAAAUGAGUAAGGGUUCGACAUGGAGGUAAUUUCCAGUCUAAUGUAAUUGCAAGGAAUACAGUGCCAAAAUUUGAAUUCCAUGAAUUGCAUAUUCGGCUGAUUUCAUAAAUCUUUAAAUUGUAACAUAGAUUUUUGUAUUCUAAUUUAAUGGUUGUGGAUGAGUAUUCACACAUUCAGCUUGUACUUUAUGUCUCACUUUAGGGGUUUACACAACAUAAUUUACAUGCUGAGAUUUGAUAUUUGGAUCUGCAACUUAAACUGUAAACUGUAGAACGGUGUAAUUUGGACUCACUUGGCCCCGCCUCCAAAAACAUGCCACAGGUGGAAUAUUUCAGUUUCACAGUGAUUCGGGAAAGUACUGUGAACAAUGUAAGUGUGUAAUUUGAUAUGUGUAAUUCCAAAAUGAAUGUUGUUAAGAUGACAGAAAAAAUAUUUUGUGGUUGUAGCAUGAGAAUUGCACUAAGGAAACAUGGACUACAAUCACAGAUGUAUUUUUCCGAUUUCUGAUUAUGGAUUUGCAAUUUGUAAAAUUAGGAUCUUAUUGUUACGUUUACUUGUAACAUUUACUGUUUGCAAAAUGAAAAUAACAUGACAUUUAAAUUGUGGAGGACAAAUUUUGCUUGAGCAAAGGAUGUGUGAAAAGGAUAUUUGUAUUUUUCUUGGUUUUUUUUUUGUCCCACCCUCCCCCACCCCCUUAAUUAUUUUCUCCCACAGUACUGGCAGCAGUGGUAAUAUAUUUUCAAUCAGGACAAACAGUAUAAGAUGUAUAUAUUUAUACAGAUAUAUAGGGCUACCAAACCGUUUAUAUAUAAACUUGAGGCCUUUUAGACCUUUUUUUUAAUAUCAUUAUUCUGUACUGUGUCCUCAUUUCCCCCCUACAAUAACGGCGUUACUGUAAAUAGUAAAUUAUUCUGUAUGAACUGUAUAUAUUGCACUCAGAUUCACAUUUUGUAAUAGUUUAUUCUGUAUGCAUACUAUUUUCAAUUAAAAUAAAAAAAUACUUGAUUCCUUUACAUAA
Molecule: messenger RNA, 3106 nt
Organism: Pangasianodon hypophthalmus (striped catfish)
Lineage: Eukaryota; Metazoa; Chordata; Actinopteri; Siluriformes; Pangasiidae
Gene: tctn1
Product: tectonic family member 1
Exons: 14
Coding region: 16-2082 (688 amino acids)
Biological process (GO): protein localization to ciliary transition zone; cilium assembly
Cellular component (GO): MKS complex
Source: RefSeq, a predicted model, not a curated record